AUGGAAUACAAUGAUUCGUCUCGACGACAGUACGCGCAGAAUCCGUACGGCGCACAACAACAACAGCAACCGGCGCAAGCCGGCGCAUCGACUCCGGGACAGUACGGCGCCGAGCGCUUUCGGCAGUCAACAUAUGGGCAACAAACACCCACCACAUUACCAUCAUCGGGAAGAGCUAGCAGCGAUCCGCAAGCAUUCGGCUUUGCCGCAGGGACUUCGCAGUAUGGCGCAGCCGGCUCUGGAUCUGCGCCGUCAAUGCAGUAUGCAAGCGAUCUGCAGGCGUCAGAAGUGCCGCGACAGCAGGAAUCUUCGCAGUACCAAUCAUACGGAAGCGCAAGUGUUCUGUGGCCGUCAGUUCCGCAAGCACAAUCGCCGUACGAUCAAGUAUCACGGUACUCCCAACGCUCUGGACCCGGUUCUGAGACACUCGCAUCCCAAUAUGGCGUUCCACAGACUCAGUACUAUCUUCCGAGCCACAGCGUUGGCGGGAGUGCAACCGCAUCUGAUUUAGCAGCGCCGCAUCUUCCAUCGCAAUAUCAGCCGUCUGGAUAUCCUCCUGCGGCUUCCUCAACCUCUCAACCCUACGGCAGCACAAUGAUGGAUCCUACACAACCCACAUACUCCGCUUAUACCCAUUACACGCCAUCAAACCAAUCUGCCGACCAAGCGUGGAGCAGUUAUCAAGCACAAAUGCGGACCAUCUUCACGCAAGCACGGGAAGGUUCGCUGCAUGAAGUGGGAAACCUCCUUCUGGAAGUUUCACACUACUUGAUAGGCAAUGCAGAAGCUUUAGGCCUGACCAAAGACGACGAUACGGUGCAUGACGAGCGCGUCCGUCUUUGGGACGAAUUCAACCGUGCCUGGCUGGUAACGCUGCAGAUGCAGUACGACAUGGCUCAAGAAAUGAUGCGCACGCAUCAAACUUUGGUUGAGCCGCGUUCGAUCAUGAGUGCGCAAGUAUUGGAGCAUCUUUCUAGAGAAUUGGUCAGACUUUGCGACAGUGUCGAGAACAAAGGUCUGGUGGACUAUCAAAUGGGCGUCGCGGAGGAGGAGAUCAUGGACUUACUCCUGAACUGCCUCGACCAGCUGGAACCCGAUACCGAGAUGACCGGCGGCGACGAGUCGCCUCAACCUCCAACAUCGAGAGCUCGGUAG
Messenger RNA from Zymoseptoria tritici IPO323, 1155 nucleotides. RefSeq lists its product as uncharacterized. The transcript is spliced from 3 exons. Bases 1 to 1155 code for a protein of 384 amino acids. The record is from RefSeq and is a predicted model, not a curated record. Lineage: Eukaryota; Fungi; Ascomycota; Dothideomycetes; Mycosphaerellales; Mycosphaerellaceae.